CGAACUGUCGAGAGCGAUAAUCUGCCCCCUCACUGGAGGCUGACAGCCACUCCCGAUAUAGCUAGUCUACAGGUAUAAGACCUCCUUGAGAUCCAAUGGGCUUCAGAAGGUACCUCUUAGCAGACUGCUAUUGUUAACUGUACAUUCAGCAGGUUCCCUGUUCUUUCGAAAACCGACCUGACGCGCCGUUAGAGUAGCGAAAUUACUGCCAACAUGGAUACCGAAAGUGUCAUGAAACAGCUCAAAGCCAUGGAGGCAACUAUCGAAAAGCUCACAGCUGAGGCGGAUGUACGAAAACUGCAGCAUAUCUACGGAUAUUACCUUGACAAAUGUCUUUACAAAGAGGUGGUGGAUCUGUUCUCAGACUCCCCAGAUGCUUAUGUGCAGUUCUUGAAUGGCCGCUUCAGAGGCAAAGACUCAAUCCGUCGGCUUUUCAUCGAUCGGUGGUCCAAUUACUUUGUCGGUGGCCGAAACGGUCCCAUCCAUGGCUGGCUUCUAGACCAUUUCAUCGGCCAAGACGUCGUAGACUUCCAACCAGGAACAAACAUCGCCAAAUACCGCGGCAGAACCCUCAUGAGCGCAGGUACACACAAGACCCUAUCCCCAGAAUAUCCAGGCGGUCAACGCCAAUGGUGGGAGGGCGGCGUCUACGAGAAUGAGUACAUCAAAGAAGACGGAGUCUGGAAGAUCUUCCGUCUGCGAUACCACCCAUUCUGGCACGGGAGCGUUGAGCAGGGCUGGCAGAAUGCUGAUCGCUUUGUGCCCUUGUUUAAGGAGACUUAUCCGGCGAAUCAGCAGGGACCUGAUGAGCUGUGGGAGGGGGCGGAUUUGUGGCCUGAUACUAGAGUUGUACCGUUUCAUUACCCUCAUCCUGUUACGGGGAAGCAGGUGGCGGAGGAGGAUUUGCAGGCGCCCAAGUGGAGAGAGCCAGCGAGUAGUGCUCCGCCAGCAAGAGUCAUUAAUGACUGGACCGUUUGAUAGACAUGAGUUAUGUACAUGGUGGCUAUAGAAACAGACAAUGUUACACUCGAUCGACAACCUAAGGCAAUCACAUGUCUCGUGCUGUGAAGAAGAGAG
Fusarium redolens is the source of this 1077-nucleotide messenger RNA. Its product is annotated as SnoaL-like domain-containing protein. Bases 214 to 978 code for a protein of 254 amino acids. The record is from RefSeq and is a predicted model, not a curated record. The transcript has 3 exons. NCBI's taxonomy places the organism in Eukaryota, Fungi, Ascomycota, Sordariomycetes, Hypocreales, Nectriaceae.